Messenger RNA from Macaca mulatta (Rhesus monkey), 4971 nucleotides. RefSeq names its product BMX non-receptor tyrosine kinase (gene BMX). Gene Ontology annotation, molecular function: protein tyrosine kinase activity; ATP binding. Gene Ontology annotation, biological process: intracellular signal transduction; protein phosphorylation. Lineage: Eukaryota; Metazoa; Chordata; Mammalia; Primates; Cercopithecidae. The record is from RefSeq and is a predicted model, not a curated record.
AGCACAGAGCUCUACAAACAAAGGCAGGGUUAUCACAUGUACCCGAGAGCUGCCUGGGAAAAGCGGGAGCUAUAGUUAUCAAAAUUUUAACCUUUAUGAAGUAUGCUUUUGUCUCCGUUUUUGUUGCGUUCAAUCAGAUCAACAAGUGUUGGCUAAGUGUUGAGCGUGGUUUCCUGUGGGAUUGUGUAAGGCUCUGUAGGACAAUAAAUGUGUUGGGGGCACUGAGUAAUGUAGCCAUUUCUGACCCGGCAGCCAGGAAAAUGUGAAACAAUUUGCUUCUGGAAACAGGACAGCUGGAGCUGUGUUCCUGCAAGAGCAGACCAACCACCACGGCGGACCCAGGCAAGCACGGAACAAGCCGAGAUGGAUGAUAAUAUGGAUACAAAAUCUAUUCUAGAAGAACUUCUUCUCAAAAGGUCACAGCAAAAGAAGAAAAUGUCACCAAAUAAUUACAAAGAACGGCUUUUUGUUUUGACCAAAACAAACCUUUCCUACUAUGAAUAUGACAAAAUGAAAAGGGGCAGCAGAAAAGGAUCCAUCGAAAUUAAGAAAAUCAGAUGUGUGGAGAAAGUAAAUCUCGAGGAGCAGACGCCUGUGGAGAGACAGUACCCAUUUCAGAUUGUCUAUAAAGAUGGGCUUCUCUAUGUCUAUGCAUCAAAUGAAGAGAGCCGAAGUCAGUGGUUGAAAGCAUUACAAAAAGAGAUAAGGGGUAACCCCCAUCUGCUGAUCAAGUACCAUAGUGGGUUCUUCGUGGACGGGAAGUUCCUGUGUUGCCAGCAGAGUUGUAAAGCAGCCCCAGGAUGUACCCUCUGGGAAGCAUAUGCUAAUCUGCAUAUUGCAGUCAAUGAAGAGAAAUACAGAGUUCCUACCUUCCCAGACAGAGUGCUGAAGAUACCUCGGGCAGUUCCUGUUCUCAAAAUGGAUGCACCAUCUUCAAGUACCACUCUAGCCCAAUACGACAACGAAUCAAUGAAAAACUAUGGCUUCCAGCCACCAUCUUCAAGUACCACUGUAGCCCAAUAUGACAGCAACUCAAAGAAAAUCUAUGGCUCCCAGCCAAACUUCAACAUGCAGUAUAUUCCAAAAGAAGACUACCCUGACUGGGGGCAAGAAAGAAAACUGAAAAGUAGCAGCAGCAGUGAAGAUGUUGCAAGUAGUAACCAAAAAGAAAGAAAUGUAAAUCACACCACCACAAAGAUUUCAUGGGGAUUCCCUGAGUCAAGUUCAUCUGAAGAAGAGGCAAACCUGGAUGAUUAUGACUGGUUUGCUGGUAACAUCUCCAGAUCACAAUCUGAACAGUUACUCAGACAAAAGGGAAAAGAAGGAGCAUUUAUGGUUAGAAAUUCGAGCCAAGUGGGAAUGUACACAGUGUCCUUAUUUAGUAAGGCUGUGAAUGAUAAAAAAGGAACUGUCAAACAUUACCAUGUGCAUACAAAUGCUGAGAACAAGUUAUACCUGGCAGAAAACUACUGUUUUGAUUCCAUUCCAAAGCUUAUUCAUUAUCACCAACACAAUUCAGCAGGCAUGAUCACACGGCUCCGCCACCCUGUGUCAAAAAAGGCCAACAAGGUCCCAGACUCUGUGUCCCUGGGAAAUGGAAUCUGGGAACUGAAAAGAGAAGAGAUUACCUUGUUGAAGGAGCUGGGAAGUGGCCAGUUUGGAGUGGUCCAGCUGGGCAAGUGGAAGGGGCAGUAUGAUGUUGCUGUUAAGAUGAUCAAGGAGGGCUCCAUGUCAGAAGAUGAAUUCUUUCAGGAGGCCCAGACUAUGACAAAACUCAGCCAUCCCAAGCUGGUUAAAUUCUAUGGAGUGUGUUCAAAGGAAUACCCCAUAUACAUAGUGACUGAAUAUAUAAGCAAUGGCUGCUUGCUGAAUUACCUGAGGAGUCAUGGAAAAGGACUUGAACCUUCCCAGCUCUUAGAAAUGUGCUACGAUGUCUGUGAAGGCAUGGCCUUCUUGGAGAGCCACCAAUUCAUACACCGGGACUUGGCUGCCCGUAACUGCUUGGUGGACAGCGAUCUCUGUGUGAAAGUAUCUGACUUUGGAAUGACAAGGUAUGUUCUUGAUGACCAGUAUGUCAGUUCAGUUGGAACAAAGUUUCCAGUCAAGUGGUCAGCUCCAGAGGUGUUUCAUUACUUCAAAUACAGCAGCAAGUCAGACGUAUGGGCAUUUGGGAUCCUGAUGUGGGAGGUGUUCAGCCUGGGGAAGCAGCCCUAUGACUUAUAUGACAACUCCCAGGUGGUUCUGAAGGUCUCCCAGGGCCACAGGCUCUACCGGCCCCACCUGGCAUCGGACACCAUCUACCAGAUCAUGUACAGCUGCUGGCACGAGCUUCCAGAAAAGCGUCCCACAUUUCAGCAACUCCUGUCUUCCAUUGAACCACUUCGGGAAAAAGACAAGCCUUGAAGAAGAAACUAGGAGUGCUGAUAAGAAUGAAUAUAGAUGUUGGCCAGCAUUUUCAUUCAUUUUAAGGAAAGUAGCAAGGCAUAAUGUAAUUUAGCUAGUUUUUAAUAGUGUUCUCUGUAUUGUAUAUUAUUUAGAAAUGAACAAGGCAGGAAACAAAAGAUUUCCUUGAAAUUUAGAUCAAAUCAGUAAUUUUGUUUAUGCUGCUCCUGAUAUAACACUUUCCAGCCUAUAGCAGAAGCACAUUUUCAGAUUGCAAUAUAGAGACUGCGUUCAUGUGUAAAGACUGGGCAGAAUUGAAAAAUUACUUAUUGGAUAGUCAUUCUUUUCUUUAUAUUGUCACUGUCACAACAAUUAAAUAUACUACCAAGUACAGAAAUGUGGACAUUUGUCUUCAUAUUUCAAUGUUUUCAAACUUCAGUAGGCAUGAUGAUAAUCAAAUGCAGAGUUUAUGAAAAGAUUCCUAGAAACUACCUCCAUAAAACCUGGCGGAGGAGGUCUGAGUGCAGCCUGUGAAUUUGUAUUUUUAGCAAACUCCCAGAUGUUACUGAAGCAGUUGUUCUGAACUGCCCUAGGGGACCACAUUACAUGGUGGGGUAUCAUUAGGUGGUCCAUUAUUCAAUCCAAAUGGCACAAUUCUCUCCUAAUAUCCAGAUUAGUACAAUGACUCUUAACGUCAUGUAUAAAACUAAAGUUAAAUAAUAGCAAAUAAUAUAUUAAAUAUGUUGCACAUAAAGCAAGUUUUUUAAGAUGCUAAGGUAUGAUUUCUAGAAUUAAUUACAUUGUUGCUUUCUAAUCAUUUUAAAUCCUUGAGUUUGGGGAUCUGGGGCUUCUGGCUAGUUUGAAAACUGAAGUUAUCAGUCUGCUAUCUUAACAUAAAAAUACAGAAGUACUGUUUUAGCUUCUCAUGCCUAUUACUAAAUAGUAUUUCAGCUUUAAAACUGCACCUGGGGAUGCCCUUCUUCACGGCCUGCUACUGAACUCACUGGUUUGAACCUCUUUCCGAGUCUUCCCUUGUCUUUUCUAUAAUGUCAAGAAGGGAGAGACUGAUUUUGUAGAGGGCACCAUUCCAAUGAAGAGACCCCCCAAUUAUAUAUACCCUGCUGCUAUUUUCCAGAGAUCGGUCAAUAAUCUCUCAGAGACAUUUAUAUCCUCUCUCAUCCCACUCUGUCCUUCAGCCACCAGCUAGUUCCAAUGUUCCCUCUUGCUUAUUUGUUUCUUGACAUUUCAUUAAUAAUUCCUUCAUUUCAACAGAGAAUUGACACUCGUUAAGUCUUCUAUUUUUUACAGAGGCACACAAAUCUCAAUUUAUAAUGAAAUGUAACUCAAAAUAAUCACUAGGGCAUUUGUAUAUUUUAUUUUUGUAGUUUUUUUUUUUUUUGUAGUGUUGACUGUAUGCUAGGUUCUUUCCUACCCAAGAGAAAAGAAAGACCAGGUGACCCAAACCCUCUGUGUCAAUGGACCCACAGUCCGAUGGGGGUGCCAGCCUUUCCUGCACCACGGACUGUUUCCCCACUCAGAGGAUGAGCUCAUGCACAAGCUGGCUCUUUCUGGUCUCCCUCUUGAAGAUUUUUUUCCUCUCUUCUUCUUAUUUUUGUAUAUUUACCUUUUAAAAAUAAUCCUCUUUAUAACAAAAUACACGCUUGUAGCAAAAAUUCAAACAAUACAGAAUUGUUUACUAUGAAAAGAGGCCAAAGCCCUGCUUAGAAGCCUAGCUGCAAAAAUCAAGUCAGGCAACAAUUUAAGGUACCACUAGAGGUUUAUCAGAAAACAAGUCCAGUGAUGCUAGGAGGAGCCAAGUAAAAGAACACUAUUCAUAGUAUUUCAAACAUGCAUAAUGAUUUUUUUAAUGCUGUAUAACUGUGUUUAGUGGUGAUAUCCAGAAUUUAUUAUUGUUAUCUUAAACCAAGAGUCUGCCUACGCUCUUUUAGCAGUGAAGAAAAAGGAAGACUAUGUGGUAAGAAACGUUCCCAAAGGGCAGGCUGCAGAGCAAGUUCCGAUAAGUCACUUGCUAGGUAAAAUCCAACAGAUGCUCCCCAGUCUUGCUGAGCAUUUUCUGACCUGCCAGAAGUCAAACACAAAGUCAAGAGGGUCUGGCAAAACUCACCUCACAUCUACUUGAGUUCAUUAAGAUUCCAACACAGUAGAUUUAGCAAGUUGAGUUUCUCAGUUUUUAUUCUAUCUUGGGAGUGGGUUUAUGAGGAAGAGAGAUUGGACUUACGGCCCCAUCUUUACCUAAAUGUGGAGGGAGGAGGGUCUUAAAUGAGGAAGAAUAGUUCACUGAGAGACACCAGAGAAGAGGAAGCUAGCACCUGCCCUUUCUGGCCUGAUCACUAUGUUUCUCUGGUCUGUGAGCUCCACAAUGGCCCUUUUGCAUUUGCAGUUUCAUUUAAUCCUUGCUUCCUUAUAGCCCAGGGUUUGGCGAAGUUUGUUUGUAAAGGGCUUUGUGGGCCAUGCCGUCUCUACUUCAACUACUCAGUUCUGCUCCGUAGCAUGAAAGCAGCUCUAGACAAUAUGAAAAUGAAUGGGUGUGGCUGGGUUCCAAUAAAACUUUAUUUAUGGACACUGAAA